GUCAUGAAGGAGGUCCUGUCUCUGGCCGGUAAAACGCCAUCAAGUACACCCAGUGCGACAUCGGUUAGGACAAUGUUGCUAGAAGGCCGAGCAGUCGGUCUACUGCACAUUGGCCAUCUUGCAGGGUCAGACAACACGCUGCACUUUGACGGUACAACCAAGCAUGGUCACAAGUAUGGAAGCUUUCAGCUGACAACUGAUGACGGGCAGUUCACGCUGGCCGUGUCUGGGGCACUGUCCGGCAGCGCUGAGCACACCAUGGAACUACUGCACCACACUAUUGGCCAGUUGGGAGCCGCAGGCGAGAAGCUCGGUGAUGCACAGUCCGGUAACCGUCUGAUCGCUGCCCUCAAAAACACGAUGUCUGACAGAGCUGCAGUGAACACAAAAUUCAACAACAUGCUUCAGGAAUACCGCUCUUCGGUGCUGCCCGUGAUACAGCAGGAUUGGGACACCCUCACCGAAACCCAGAAGAAAGAAACAUGUUAACUCAAUAACUU
Sycon ciliatum is the source of this 500-nucleotide messenger RNA. RefSeq lists its product as uncharacterized. The record is from RefSeq and is a predicted model, not a curated record. Bases 4 to 489 code for a protein of 161 amino acids. Lineage: Eukaryota; Metazoa; Porifera; Calcarea; Leucosolenida; Sycettidae. The transcript is spliced from 2 exons. Gene Ontology annotation, molecular function: 3'-5'-RNA exonuclease activity.